GCCCCGCCCAGGCGGUGGCCGUUCCCCGCCUACCGCAGCCUGUGCCACUUCUCCCCGAGCUGAGGCGGCGGCUGAGGCAGCCUUUUCCGUGCCUGUUGCGGUCUAGGUGGCGUUCCUGUCCGGCAACGAGCGGCGGCGCAGCCCCGGCGCCCGCGGGCAAUGGUGCGGCGGAGCGCGCGAUCGCGGGCGGCCCUGCGGCGGGCAUGAAGGAGGAUGGAAGGGCAGGACGAGGUGUCGGCGCGGGAGCAGCACUUCCACAGCCAAGUGCGAGAGUCCACGAUAUGUUUUCUUCUUUUUGCCAUUCUGUACAUCGUUUCCUACUUCAUCAUUACAAGAUACAAGAGAAAAUCAGAUGAACAAGAAGAUGAGGAUGCUGUAGUCAACAGAAUAUCGUUGUUUCUGAGCACCUUCACUCUAGCGGUUUCAGCUGGAGCUGUUUUGCUUUUACCCUUCUCAAUCAUCAGCAAUGAAAUCCUGCUUGCUUUUCCUCAAAACUACUAUAUUCAGUGGCUAAAUGGCUCCUUGAUCCAUGGCUUGUGGAAUCUUGCUUCUUUAUUUUCCAACCUUUGUUUAUUUGUGUUGAUGCCCUUUGCAUUUUUCUUUCUGGAAUCAGAAGGUUUUGCGGGCCUGAAAAAGGGAAUCCGAGCCCGAGUUUUGGAAACUCUGGUUAUGCUGCUGCUUCUUGCAUUGCUGAUUCUUGGGAUGGUGUGGGUGGCUUCUGCCCUGAUUGACAGCGAUGCUGCCAGCAUGGAGUCUUUAUAUGAUCUCUGGGAGUUCUACUUGCCCUAUUUAUAUUCCUGCAUUUCACUGAUGGGAUGCUUGCUACUUCUCGUGUGUACCCCAGUUGGCCUUUCCCGUAUGUUCACAGUGAUGGGUCAGUUACUAGUGAAGCCAGCGAUUCUUGAAGACUUGGAUGAACAAAUUUAUAUUAUUACCCUAGAAGAAGAAGCACUCCAGAGAAGGCUACAUGGGCUGUCUUCAUCAGUUGAAUACAACAUAAUGGAAUUGGAGCAAGAACUUGAGAAUGUAAAGACCCUUAAGACAAAAUUAGAGAGGCGAAAAAAGGCUUCAGCAUGGGAGAGAAAUUUGGUGUAUCCUGCUGUGAUGGUUCUACUUCUUUUUGAAACAUCCAUUUCAGUCCUCUUGGUGGCGUGUAACAUUCUUUGUCUGCUGGUUGACGAGACAGCCAUGCCAAAGGGAACAAGGGGGCCUGGGAUAGGAAGCGCCUCUCUCUCCACUUUUGGCUUUGUGGGAGCUGCACUUGAAAUCAUUCUGAUUUUCUAUCUCAUGGUGUCUUCUGUUGUUGGUUUCUAUAGCCUCAGAUUUUUUGGAAACUUUACACCCAAGAAGGAUGACACAACUAUGACAAAGGUAAGGGAGCCUCAGGUGCUGGAAAGCUGUCCUGCUGUUAAGCAGGUUUUGUCUGGUCACCCAGUCCUUUCUCACCCAUAUCCAAUUUUUUCUGCAGGACUUCACAAACUUCACUUGUCAGAUACCUCAAGAGAUUCGGAAACUGCAAAGCCUUCUGCAAACGGGCAUCAGAAAGCACUGUGAGACCUGGCUGCUUCAGUAGCAUUCUGCAGCAAGUCCUGACAACUCCUGACAUUCGAACAGACACUGAUCAACUUCUGUUGGGGUCUGGGCCCGCCUGUCAGUGCCACCUUCUCAUCAGCACUGAGAACUUGGCAUUGCUGAUCACUUUCUCAUUUGAAUUUUCUGAUCAACCUCAGAGCUUUGGGUUAAACCCUGAGUCUUAGAGACAGAGCGAGAGUUGUGUGUCUACAGCAGGGAGCCAUCUGAAUGAGAGGUGAAGAUGUGCAAGGAGGCAGACUUGGACUUUCUUAUGCUUUGCUUUACGCCAUGAGACAUUUGGGUCUGCAGGCAGAAGCCUGCCUGAAAGUUGCCUGGUACUCCAAAACAUCUUCAGAAAGUCCUGAAAACUUCUGUACUAGUAGCAAACUACAUUUUUUUUUUUUUUUUAAAUUUCCUUAAAAGACCAAAAGCAGAGUUUCUGAUUCAUGUUACAGAAUCUUCAUUAGACUUUGAGCCAAUGGAAAAAUACUAGAUUCUUUUCAAACCUGAGCCUUGGUGGGCAGCCCCAGGACUUUUUGUGGUAAGCUGCAAUAGGAAGCAUAUGUGAUCAUAGAUUUGGACAUUUGUGUGUAUACACCUGAUAAUACUUCUCACAGCACAGUGCCAGUGUUGUACACACUUGUAACUUAGACCUUGCCUUAUAGGCCAUAUGUACAUUCACUUUUUAAGACCUUUUUUCAAAACUGCUUCACUUCCUGUGCUUGUUGUACCUGUGAAACCCCUAGAUGGCAACUGCUUCUUCUUUAUGUCUCUCAGGCUUUGGUGACCUUCAUAUCACCACCUCAAGUCUCCACCCCAGGAAAGUUACCAGUGUGAUACCCAGAACUUAAAGAUCCUGGAAGGCCAGGUGCAGAGUAAUAUGAGCUCAUAAUUAUUCAGUUGUUUAGUUGUAAGUAAUUGUUGGGAUGGCUUCUCAACUCCUGAGUCUACUGAUUAAAAAACAUGAGUGCAUGCUGUUGCUGUCCCUAGGUAGCACACAAUUCACAGAAAUAUAGUGGUGCUCAUAUGCACUAUGUGGAUGACAAAACAUGGUUUGUGUUCAGAAAAGUAAAACAUUUUUUUCUCAAAUUAUUGAAUUUAGUUUCUUUUGGAGAAAUUUAUGAAAAACAGGCUGUAUCUGACAUUUUUUUUUUUUUUUUACUUAGAAAAACAUGAAAAUUUUAGCUGUACUUUUACAAGCCAUUGAGUACACUUCUUUACUUACAUCAUUGCAUUGCCUGAUUCCUCAGGUUAGUUUUUUAAAAAAAGGAGCCUUGGUACAGUGGCUCUGAGUGACUCAGUGUACGACUUCAGUGAGUACUAGUAGAUUCCUGAGUGUGAGGUCCUGCACUAACACAAUGCAAGUCAGCUGCUUUCAAAUUCCCAUGAUCAUUAUGCCUAUGUUAGUUAAUGCCAGGCUCUGCUUUUUACUUGAAAUUCAUCCUUUGGGCAGACCAAGUGAAGGAGAGAUCCGAGAGCAGUUUCCCACUGCAAUCCCUUUCAGUGCACACCAUUUGCUGAUACAUCCAAACACAGAGCUCCUGGCUAAUCUGUAAGGUAAGGUGUCUGAAAAUUUCCUAAAAUAUUAAACUUUUCAAUAUGUCUCAACUUGAA
Molecule: messenger RNA, 3186 nt
Organism: Onychomys torridus (southern grasshopper mouse)
Lineage: Eukaryota; Metazoa; Chordata; Mammalia; Rodentia; Cricetidae
Gene: Lmbr1
Product: limb development membrane protein 1
Exons: 15
Coding region: 214-1554 (446 amino acids)
Biological process (GO): signal transduction
Molecular function (GO): transmembrane signaling receptor activity
Source: RefSeq, a predicted model, not a curated record